Molecule: messenger RNA, 996 nt
Organism: Cynara cardunculus var. scolymus (artichoke)
Lineage: Eukaryota; Viridiplantae; Streptophyta; Magnoliopsida; Asterales; Asteraceae
Product: 26S proteasome non-ATPase regulatory subunit 9
Exons: 5
Coding region: 102-755 (217 amino acids)
Biological process (GO): proteasome regulatory particle assembly
Cellular component (GO): cytoplasm; nucleus
Molecular function (GO): protein binding
Source: RefSeq, a predicted model, not a curated record
GGAAUGACUACUUUGUGUGCUGAUGAAGUUAUUUUGAUCUCUCAGAAAGCCCUAACCCUAACUCACGUUGCAAAAUUCCAGUCGGAGAGUUCAGCGUUAAAAUGGUAGCAAUGGAUUUAAAGUCGGAGAUCAAGAAAUUAAUGGAGAAAAGGAGUGCUUUGGAGACGGAAAUGAACGUUAUCAUCGAGCGUCUUUGUCAGCCCGGCGGCCCUGGACUUUCCGGCAAUCUCGUCGACUCUGAGGGGUUUCCGAGGUCUGACAUUGACAUUCCACUAGUGCGAGCGGAUCGAAAUAGACUUGCAGGACUGCGGAAUGAUCAUACAGAUAUAACGGAGAAAAUAGGCCAAAAUAUAGAGCUGCUGCAUGCAGCAAGGCUUGCUUCAAAAUCUUCAACUGCUAUGGACUCAGGUGAUGUUGCAGGUCCCAAUAUGCAUAAUAUCAGUCCAUCUAAUGGGGGAGGUCCCAUCAGUGAAAUGGAUGUGGAUGUCAGCAGACCCUUUGCAAUGGUGGAUGAGAUAACUGAGGAAUCUCCAGCAGCAGAGGAUGGUUUGCAACUUGGAGAUCAAAUUGUGAAAUUUGGGAAUGUUGAAUAUGGUGAUAAUUUGUUACCAAGGCUUGCUUCUGAAGCACAGAUGAAUCAAGGCCAUCCUGUACCUAUGGUGGUUAUGAGGCAAGGGACUUCAAUUAACUUGACAGUCACGCCAAGAACUUGGCAAGGCCGUGGCUUGCUUGGAUGUAAUUUCCGGAUCUUGUGAUGUGUUUUUUCCGAUGUCAUUUCAUGGGGUGUGCUGGAUUAGUACAAGUAAGCUUACUAUUGUCCAAACUCGGAUGUUUCCAUAGCUUUGCAUAUACAGCUUGUCAACAACUCAAUAAUGUUGUAAGAGUUAUCUAGACUUUGACUGUGCACCAUUACGUUAUUGCAUGCAUCAUUCAUCUUCUCUUAUAUUAGCAGUAAAAAUGGUUUCUUCAAUAAGAUGUAAUCCAUCAUUGCAGACA